Molecule: messenger RNA, 573 nt
Organism: Clonostachys rhizophaga
Lineage: Eukaryota; Fungi; Ascomycota; Sordariomycetes; Hypocreales; Bionectriaceae
Source: the annotation of a GenBank genome assembly
AUGCCCGCCUACAACUCAAUCUUCAACGACGACGCCAACACACCCCGUCUCAUCGGGAACUUUCCCCUUCUCCCCUUGCGAACAAAGACUCGCGGACCAGCAUAUACUCUCCCCCCCACCGACCUCCCCGCCUACGAGACUCCUGAUCCCGACAGCGAGAGCUAUGACAUUUUAGAUGAGAUCCUGUCCCUCUUCCGCGCCAACACCUUCUUCCGCAACUUCGAGAUCCAGGGGCCCGCGGAUCGUCUGCUCGUCUAUGGAAUCUGGUACGUCAGCGACUGCCUGACCAAGAUCAAGCCGACGUCAACCGCCACCCAAGCUCAAAAGGAUGUCAUGAACCUGGCGCUGGACCUCAACUUCGCCAUUCCCGGAGACCCAGCAUGGCCUCUCAACCAGAUGUACGAGCCGCCUCGAGACCGCCAAGAUGCUGAGCAAUUGAAGCAGUACUUGUCGCAGGUACGACAAGAGCUAGCCAUUCGGUUACUGGCAAGGGUAUACGAGGAGGACCAGGCCAAGCCGAGCAAGUGGUGGCUGAGCUUCACGAAGAGAAAGUUCAUGGGCAAGAGUCUGUAA